CGACUCACCCGCCUUCUUAAAGAGGAAGCCGAUUGGGAUGGAGAGGAGGAGCACCACGAGGUAGGUGCGCUCUUUGGGAACACAUUCCAUGGGCGAGAGACAGCAGCUAAGGAGCCUCCCAGCACGCAGGUGCGGAAACUAGAGGAGCCCUGCGGGGGCGAGGUCCUUUGGGAGCCGGGCCUUGAGCAAGGGCGGGGCCGCGCCGCGGGCGGAACCCCCGUGCGGGGGCGGGGCCGCAGUAACCGCUCGGCUGAGGGGCGUGACUCAGGGCCUCAGCCCGCUCGGGGCAGCGUGGUCGGCGUUGGUGUAGAUCCUGGGCUCCGCCUAGUCGGCGAGUUGGUGUUAAGAGCUGCCAUAUUCGUUCUAUCGGAGGGCAAUGGCCGGGUCUGAGAGAAUCGGGGACGGAACCGAACAUUCACAGCUAAAUUUUGAGUGAUCUGAGCUGCCAUGACCCCAUAAGACUCCUGAGGUUCUUGGGGUGAAGGACCACGAGAGGAUGAGAAAAAUAAAGAAGAGACAAAGCUGGGGUCAGGCGAAGUCCUUAUUCUCCUGAUGGGAGGAAAGUAAAAGUACAUGUGCUCUGUUCAGAUCCUCACUGCACUGCUGACAUCCACCCCAACUGGACACCUUUCUCUGUGACUUCUACCACCUGUGGGCUGUGUGGGAAGAAUUCUGGGAAACCCUCAAGUCACAAGAUGGUGAUGGAACCAGUGGCCUUUAAAGACGUGGCUGUGAGCUUCACCAUGGAGGAGUGGGCUUUGCUGGAUUCUUCCCAAAAGAAACUCUACAGAGAUGUGAUGAGGGAAACAUUUAGGAUCAUAGCUGAUGUAGGAAGAAGCUCUGAAAACCAGCAAACUGAAGAACAGUACAGAAAUUCUAGGAGAAAUCUAAGAAGGAAAAAUGUACAGAAAUUCUGUCAGUACGAAGGUUGGAGUCAACAUGAAGAAAUGUUCCUUGAGCCUCCACAUUCUAAGAUGAAUGUGAAACAAACUCAUUUAAAUCAAGCUGAAAGCCAUGCUUAUAGAUACGAGCAUGAGGGAUUUGAAGAGAAUCUCUGUGAAGGUAAUGAAGAUAGAAACACCAGUGAAUAUCAGUCUUUUUUGAAACAUGCAAGGACAAAUUCUGGAAAAACUUCCUAUGAAAGUAAGCAAUGUGGGAAAGCCUACUGGGAUCCUCUUGAAAGAUCUCAUUCUGGAGUAGAGCUCUUUGUGCAUAAGCAAGGCGUUAAAGGCUUCAGUACACCGAAUUCUGUUCAGAUCCAUGAAAAUAAUCAUGGUAAAGUGAAUCUCUAUAUAUGUAAUGAAUGUGGAAAAACUUUUCCUCAUGGUAAGUCUUUUCAAAUACAUGCGAGAAGUCACCAUAGAGAGAAACCCUAUGUGUGUAAACAAUGUGGGAAAUCCUUUACUAACAAGAAAUUUUUUCUUAAACAUGAAAGAAGUCACCAUGUAGACAAACAAUAUGUAUGUAAGCAUUGUGGGAAAACAUUUCGUACACACAAGUCUUGUCGGAUACACGAAAGAGUUCACACUGGGGAGAAACCCUAUGCAUGUAAGCAAUGUGGGAAAGCAUUUAGUACCCAUCAAAAUUGUCACAGACAUGAGAGAAUACAUACUGGAGUGAAACCCUAUGUAUGUGAGCAAUGUGGAAAGGCCUUCAUUGACACCACUGCAUUUUGUAGACAUAAAAGAACUCACACUGGAGAGAGACCAUAUGUAUGUAAUCAAUGUAAAAAAGCCUUCAAUUCCAGCAGCACACUUCGUACGCAUGAAAGAAUUCACACUGGAGAGAAACCCUAUGUCUGUAAGCAAUGUGGGAAAGCCUUUUCUGACAACACUGCAUUUUGUAAACAUAGAAAAACUCACACUGGAGAGAAACCCUAUGAAUGUAAGCACUGUGGAAAACUUUUUGCUACUAAUGGCUCAUUUUAUAAACAUAAAAAAACACACUAAAGAGAACCUGUGUAUAUAAAAUAGUGGGAAAGAAUUCAGUACACACAGGUAUUGUCAGAUACAUAAAAGAAGCACAUGAAGGAGGAAACCUUAUAUAUGUAAACAAUGUGGAAAAAUCUUCAAACAGUAUCCAUCAGUAACAAAAAUGUCACAGUGGCAAGUAACUAUCAAUAUAAAAUACAGAUUACACUGCCAUGAAAGGAAUUUCAAUGAAGAGAAACCCUAUGAAAGCACUACAGGUAAUUUCAGAGUACAAAUAUUACAUGAAUGCAGUGAUAGUGAACAGAAUCUGAACAUAACUAAGACGUGAGAGAUGUUUCAUUUUAUCCAAAACAUUCAAAAACAUGAAAAAAUUCACAUGGGAGAGAAGCCAUAUGUAUAUAAGCAAAAUUAGAAAUGCUUCAAAUUUAGUUAUCAUGAAAUACAUAAAAUAACACAUUGAAGAGAAACCUUUUGUGGCUAAGUAAUGAGACAAAGCAUUUUGUGAUCUGCAUAAUUUGAAAAAACAAAGUUAUAUUGAAAUUUUAAAUAUGGAUUAUAAUUGAGAAGCCUGUAUUUCACAUGAUUUUGCAUAGGAACAUGACAUUCCAUAGUGGAGAUGCCUGUAGUCAUUUUGAUGUCUUCCAAACUAAAGAACCCUGUAGUGAGAAACCAACAGAAAAGAGAUCAAAAUAUCUUCAGUUAAUUUCAUCUUAAGAGUACAUGUUUUGGGGGCUUCACGUAAAGAUGUCAGAUAAGAGCAGAAUACAAAAGCUCCCUGAGACAAGACAACUCAGAUGCUGAAAUAAGAGCAUGGGGAGUCCUAAACAGAGGGAAAUGGGUCCUCUCAACUCAGAAAGAAACUAAAUCGAAAACCAGUCAGACAUGCAGUCCCAGACUACUAUUGAGGCAGCUAAGAUUCUGUGCUGUCCCGUGCCUGAAUUCCUGCCACUUCAACUCACUGGAACCAUAGUCACACUGUAGUGCAGUUGCACUGAAUUUGGAGGUUGGUGAGCCCAAUGGAGAAUGGAGUCAGCAAGGGACCUGCAUCGACCUGUGGUGAGUGCCAGAAAGAAAACCCUUCCAGAGGAAAGGGGCACCAAUAAAAUGACAUUUUGGAAUUGGGAAGAACUGGCAAGAAAAAGGAACGCCAGUGACUUAAGUCAGUUGUUCCCAGACGAGAUUAGGGGGUAUGCUUGGCCUGGAUCAUGCCCCUAGCUGAGACCCAGUAAGUUGUCCCAAACCAAUUCCCUACACGCAGUGCGUGCUAAUUCAGUGAAGGCAUCAGCAGGUUGACUAACCUGGAGGGGAGGAGCCAGCAUAUGCUGCCCUUGUUUGUACCUCAGUAACACACUGCAGUGGGCAGGAUCACACAGCCAGUGUGCUUCAGAAGCACUGUUGCCAACAAGCAAAGGGACUGGGACCUCCUCUGUACGCCUGUAUGGAAGAAACAAAAAAUAUGAGAAGAGGAAGCAACAAGAAAAAUUCCUCAGCCCCCAACCCUGAGAACAUUGAUCCAAGAGAGGUAAAUACAGCUUGAGAACAACAAACAUGCAAUAUCAGGGGCUGGGGAUUUAGCUCAGUGGCAUAAGCACCUUGCAAGCAGGCAGUCGUGAGUUCAAUCCCUGGUAUUGGAAAAAAGGAAAGAAAGAAAAAAAAAUGCAAUAUCAGACAUGGCAUCAGUGGACAUAAAGAGAUAUCUUAGGGAUCUCAUAUACAAGUUUGCCUUGACUAAUUUUAUUCAAAUUUGUUACGCUUGAUAGUAUCAAGUCUAAAAGUAGAGGCAACUACUCUGAAGAUGACAAGCUGUAAUGAGAUACCCAUUCCGGCUUGUUACUGCUUUUGAAGUCCUACAAUGUCUCCAAAGUUGUGUUUUUAUUAAAAUAGAUAUGUCAUGCUGUUCAAUUAUAUUAUGUCUGAUGAUGUGGGCAAUUCUAUUGAAAAUAAGAGAAAGCAUAGUAAUUAAUGUAGAUCACCUAAUAUUGUGGUUUUAUAUGUCUUUUUCAUUUCAUGUUUUUCUAGGAAUUUGUUUUGUUCUCUUGUUUUGAUCUGUUUUUCCCUAUAAUACAGAAAAAAUAGAUAUAUACGUAGAGAUUCACACAUGGGGAGAAUUUCUAAACAGUUUAUGGGAACAGAUUAUGUAAUGCACAAUGUAAACAGGAGAUACUCUGAAGAGACACUAAGAUACCCAGUGCUAAUUCUGUAGCAUUAUGAUACAGAGUGAUAUUAGUCUAGUCCCUUAUGUUCAAUUUCCACAUAUGUAAAGAUAAGGACAGCUACUUUGAAGAGAAUGAGGGACACUAUGGUAGUUAUUAUUGUCUUCCCUAAUGGCAGAUCUUGAAGACCUAAAAAGCGUUCAUCAUCCUGUAAUGAUUUUAUUAGUUCUAUAAUAUGCAGUAUGUAUUUAAUGUGUGUGAAGAUGGGGACAACUACUUGGAAGAAACUAGAGAAAAUUAGAUAAACAGUGAAGAUCUCCAGUGAACUUGCUUUGAAAUUUAUAUUUCUUUAAAUUGUUUCUUUUUGAACUGUUUUGUUCUGUUUUGGUAUGUUUAAUCUUACCCUCUUUAAGAUAAAAAACUUAAGUGUUAGGACUGAUAACCAUAUUACUGAAAUGGGUCCAUAUUACUGAGUUUUUGUUAGAUCAUUGAGUAGAACUGUUGGCAGUGUCACUAUUUGAAUGUCACUUUACAUACUUUAGUUUUGUAACCUGAGCAACUAUUUCUAAGAUGACAAUAUGUAACUUAUCAACUGGUGAUUUCUUACCAUUUAUUUUUCUGUAAUUCUGUAUCACUUCUACGCUUUUUUUCUUAAUGUAUUUUUGUUUCUCUUUAAAUAAAAAUCUUGCAGAAUUCAAAACA
Cavia porcellus (domestic guinea pig) is the source of this 4786-nucleotide messenger RNA. It is a transcript of the gene Cdc42ep5, whose product is annotated as CDC42 effector protein 5. NCBI's taxonomy places the organism in Eukaryota, Metazoa, Chordata, Mammalia, Rodentia, Caviidae. Gene Ontology annotation, molecular function: DNA-binding transcription factor activity, RNA polymerase II-specific; small GTPase binding; RNA polymerase II cis-regulatory region sequence-specific DNA binding. Gene Ontology annotation, cellular component: membrane; cytoplasm. The transcript has 3 exons. The record is from RefSeq and is a predicted model, not a curated record. The coding region runs from base 696 to 1949 and encodes 417 amino acids. Gene Ontology annotation, biological process: positive regulation of pseudopodium assembly; regulation of transcription by RNA polymerase II; positive regulation of actin filament polymerization.